Molecule: messenger RNA, 1002 nt
Organism: Guillardia theta CCMP2712
Lineage: Eukaryota; Cryptophyceae; Pyrenomonadales; Geminigeraceae
Exons: 4
Coding region: 1-1002 (333 amino acids)
Source: RefSeq, a predicted model, not a curated record
AUGCAAGGUCCCUAUCUCCCGUCCUCUCCAAGACCUGUUGCAAGGCCAAUCCCCUACGAGCUGCUCGUGGAGGAGAGCGAGCGAGUCGCCAUUGCCAAGGGGCAGCCGGCUUUCAUGCCCCUCAAUGCAGACGACGUGCUGGCAGAAUCGUUGCUGCUGGAGGCUGUCGGAGAUCCUGACUACAUGCAGUGCCAGGAAGAGGAGGGGACCUGCGUCCCCACAGAAAAGUUCGGCAGGCUCAUGGUGAACAUGUCGAGGAGCGCUCUCCCUCAGCAGGUCCAGACGUUCCUCAAGGAGAUGGCCUACUACGAGUGGAUGGCCUUGUAUGCUCAGCACAUCAGCCCCGCCCGCAGGAUGGAGCUCGAUGCCUACGUGCCGAUCAAGUACCACAUGCGAUGCCCGCAAGUCGCACAAAGAAACUUCCAGGAGGAGGUCGCCGCCAUGGAGCAUCUCGAGCCGACGGGUUUCAGCAUCCUGCAAUCCUUCGGCAGACCUUUCUUCUUCCCCUACCGCGUCCUCCCAAGUUUCCCAAGGUGGCAGAGCAGCAGCUACAGGAGGAGGGUGCUGGUGGACUGUGGAGCGGGAGGGUUCAGGAGGAGCGGGAAGUACCUGAUGGAUCUGUAUGCUCCUUGGCUGAAGUUUGAUGAAGUCAUUCUCAUCGAGCCGAUGGAGGACGUGGAGGUGCUGGAGAGCUACAGGAACAGACAUAACAUCACUGUGCUGAGAGAGCAGGACAAUGUCAAGGAGGAAGACUUUGUUGCCCUCAAGUUCGACUGCGACGACAACGGCGUGUCGGCGGGGACAGGGACGAUGGAGUGGGGAUUUCUCGCCGCGCUACUCUACUCCCCCCAUCUCUCCCUCGUGGACGAGAUCUUCGUCGAGCUGCACUUCUUCUACCCGCAGCUCUGGAAAGAUUCCUUCCUCCCGCACUCCAUGUGGCAGGCGUUUGACGCCCUCAGGCAGAUCAGAGCAUGCGGUAUCGCGGUCCAUGUGUGGCCCUGA